CUGAGAUAGAGAGGAAUAGAUCUGAGGAGGGGCUGCCAAGGGCAAUACAUGGGGUUAUAAAAACAUAGAUAGUACAGAGAAAAGUUGGCUAGAAGAGCAGAGAGGAGAGGAGGAUGGCGGAGAUGUGUGACCCCAAGGAGCCAGAAGAGAAGGAGCUAUUUGAGGGCCAGAGAUUGGCUGAGAAAGACCUUGGGUUAUCCAGGAGAUUAAGAAACUUACCAGGGUGUCUGACCCGGGCCCCUCUGCCUCUGAUGCUGCUUUUCAUCUCUUUGGGUCUCUUCAUGCUCCUGCUAACCACCCUGGUUCAAGUUUCCAGGAUCCAACAAUCCCUGCCGAGAGAGACAGGCCAUCAGGAGAGCCGCAGCCCGGUGGUCCUUUUGCAGGAGCAGACACAAUCAGAUCUGGAGAAGAUCCGCCAGCAGCUGACCUGGAUGAAUGCCACCCUGGCUGGCCUGUGCCGGCCCUGCCCCUGGGAUUGGACCCUCUUCCAGGGAAGCUGCUAUAUCUUCUCCCAGACCCAGAGCACUUGGAAAGCUGCUGUCUCUGCCUGUGAGGACAUUAGGGCCCAGCUGGUGGUCAUCAACAAUGCUGAGGAGCAGAAGUUCCUGAAGUUUUGGGAUAUCAGAAAUAAUAAGCGCAUCUGGAUCGGCCUCAGUGACCAACACAAUGAGACUUUCUGGCAAUGGGUGGACAAGAGCCCCCUCACACUCAGCUUCUGGAUAGAAGGGGAACCUAACAAUAUUGGAGAUGAAGACUGUGUGGAAUUGUCCACCGAUGGCUGGAAUGAUAACAAAUGUAGUGCAGAAGACUUCUGGAUCUGUGAGAAACCAUCAGCUCCCUGCCCUGGUCUGUGAGGGACACUGUCAGCCCUUCCCACCCCGCCAGGGAUCAGGCAGUUUGGGCAUGCGCUUUGCUAGCUUCUCUCUGGCCCCACCUCCUUCUCUUUUUCCUCCUCCUGAACUGAGGUUUUUGAGAUCCUGAGAUUCUGAGACCUCCUUCUCCUGUAAGACCCAUCCCGCCAUAGGCUAUCAACCAUCUGUCUUCUAUUGAUGAUCUCAGUGCCCCUACUCGGCCCCCAUGAUGUCCCCUUAAUAAAGUCACAUAUUGCAUUAUGCCUACUACUGAACUUAUUGUUUAUUCCUUUGCCACUGUUUCAAUUACUACAGUUUUAUAAUGGGGUUGAUAUACACUAGGAUAUGUUUCCUUUCAAUGUUUCUCUCCACUGCUGUGCAUUUUACUUCCCAGAGAGUUUUGAAUCAGUUUGUAAUUUUAGCUGGGAGUGUACAUAUGUAUGUAUGUUUGUCCAUUCAUUCAUGAACCAAUUAUUUAUUCAGGUGCCUUUAAAAUGUCC
This is a messenger RNA of Hipposideros armiger (great roundleaf bat), 1351 nucleotides long. RefSeq names its product CD209 antigen-like protein 2. The record is from RefSeq and is a predicted model, not a curated record. Bases 114 to 854 code for a protein of 246 amino acids. NCBI's taxonomy places the organism in Eukaryota, Metazoa, Chordata, Mammalia, Chiroptera, Hipposideridae. The transcript has 8 exons.